AUGAAUCUGGAGGAGCGAGAACGUAGGAUGGUGUACCGCUAUGCUUCCAAUCAACCUGCCGCUCCUGCCACCGCUGGCCUCCAGCACCACCAGCACCCGCAGCAGCCGUACCAGCACCACGGUGGCGGCGGGGGCACCGGUAAAAGUGGCAGCUACAACAACACCAGCUUCGCCGCCCGGUCGGAGUACAUGUUCACGGCCGGGUCGCCGAUAGAGGAUGGCAGCAUCGCGUACGAGCGCAAAGGCGGUUGCUUCGUGUCGAUCUGCCGUGGCAUCAGCAUCGCGGUGGUGAUCUUCGUCUUCAUCUUUUUUAUGUCGUUCACGAUUUUCUUCAGCACCAAAUACGCGUAUGAGCACAAACCGAAUCUGACGCUAGAGGACUUCCUGAACCAUCGGGCCUACCUGAUCGAUAAGCGGUCCCGGAUACCGAAACACGUCAUACCGAAGCACUACCGGCUAUUCAUCCACCCGGUGUUCAACGAGACGGGCAACCCGUUCAGCUACAGUGGCAUCGUGUGGGUAACGGUCACCUCCAAAAAACCGAACAACAAGCGGAUCGAGCUGAACGUGAAGCACCUACAGAUACGCCUGGAGGAUGUGGCCGUACUUAAGAGCAUUCGGCUCACGAACAUGGACUUCGAUGAGGAUCUCGAUUGGGAUCUGAGCGAGGAAGACCUGUACUCGCUGCCGCGACUGAACCGUCGCCGGCGCCGGAGCCAAACCGAGCCGCUGCCCGCCGAUACGCCCAGCAACUUCAGCACCCCGCGGGCGGCAGACGAUGGCGAUGAAAACAAUGCCAAAGAGACCAUGGACUACGCGGACGGGGACGGUUUCGAGAGCGAAAACGAAGGCUCCAACGUGACGGACUGGAGCAGCGUCAGGCGUGCGAGCACCGAGAAUGCUACCGUGAUCGACAAGUCCAAAUUCUACCACCAUCCCGUGUUUCCGACCGACGAUUUCGUCACAAUCAAAAUACUGGAUCUCGAGUUCGACGAAUCGAACGAAAAGAUGAUCAUCUAUCUCGGCACCGAGAUGAAGAAAGACAUCUACUACAUCGUGAAGGUGAACUUUACCGGCAAUAUGACGAACGACAAAGGGCUGUACUACACGCACUAUGAUGACGAUGAUGCACCUAGCCAUCGGCACUUUGCAGCGACCGUACUCGAACCGAACAACGCUCGCCGGCUGUACCCGUGUAUGGAUGAUCAUAACUUUCGGUCACCGUUCGAGCUGAACAUCGCCCGGAAAAGCAACAUGAACACCGCGUCCAGCAUGAACCUGGAGAUGUCGGAGCCCAUGGAAACGGACGAUAUCAUCGUUGACACGUACAACACGACCGGGAUGGUGCGCGGAUCGGAGAUCGGGUUCGUCGUGACGGAUAUGGUUCCGGAACGGUACGAGAUCACGACCAAGGUGAGCCUGCUGGCGUACACUCGGACCCGGUACGAUGAGCACAUCAAGAACGCAUCGGUAACUUUUUCGCGGGUUAUACAAAUUUUCGAGCACUACCUGGCGGUGCCGUUUCCGUACGAGGUGAUUCGAUACGUGACAAUACCGAACAUCGAUCACUCGAUCUACGAAAUCAAGGAGGGAAUGGUGCUGUCGAGUGAGAAGCGUCUGAUUAAAAGCGUGGACUACUUCCCGGUGCUAGACCGAAGCAUCGACAGGGAGGUAGCGAACGAGUUGGCCAAACUGUUCAUCCACAACCUGGCGGACUACAAGAACAAGGAAACGUACUGGUUGCACGAGUCGAUCCCGCUGUACCUGGAGUCGCUGGCACUGCGUAACCUUACCACCACCAGCAACUCGACCGUGCUCGAUGACUUCCUGCUCGAGGGUAGGCUUCGGUCGAUGCGCGAAGAAAUGAACACCAAAACGUCGGCACUGAACAUCUUCACCAACCACUGGGAGGAGGAUACACACUUCGAGCUGGUGAAGUACAAGGGCCUUAGCGUGCUACGCAUGAUGAACUACACCCUCGGGGAGCCGGUGUUUGAUCAGUUUCUGCGUGACUACUUCCGGUACCGCAUGGAAAGCGAAACGAUCGACGUGAUCGAGAUGCUGAACGGCGGUGACGGUGGAACAACAGACGCCGUGUUCAACAGUUUUCUGCACAGCUGGAGCAGCCUGGAAAAGUAUCCGAUCAUCAACAUCAAGCGUAACAAUGCGUCCGGUUACUUCGACCUGCGCCAAAUACCGCUACCGUUCGAGGAGGAUAUGGCCGAGCAGCAGUGGACCCUGCCGGUCACGUUCAUCAACGACACGAACCAGCGGCUAUUUGUAGAAAAAAUUCGCUGGCUGACGGACUUUGAUAAUCUGCUGGUGGUGAAGUCGAACUGCGAUGCUAUCAGCAAUGGCUCGUGGAUUAUAGUCAAUCCGAGUGGCAUUGGCUACUACCGUGUAAAUUACGAGCCGUCCCACUGGAUUAAACUAGCUCAUGUGCUGAAUAGAAACUUUCACUACCUACCAUACACGACGCUUGCCAUCAUUGUUGACGACGCGUUAAAUCUUGCUCGCCUCGGGCUGCUAAACUAUUCGAUCGCCUUCAACGUGGUAUCGUUUUUAAAGAAAAAUAACGAAAACUACCUCCCAUGGAAGCUGGCGCUGAGUAAUCUCGAGUUCGUGUACCAUGCCACCGAAGAUCUACCCAAUUUCUACUACGUAGAGCGUUUUCUAGAGUAUCUCAUCGUUGAGAAGUACGUGGAAAUCGAACGGAACGGUGAUACGCUCUAUUACAACCCAUCGAUUAGGGAGCUAAUCGUGCAGUGGGCCUGUACGCUUGGUGUGACGGCUUGCGUUGAGCACCAGAAGCAACUUUUUAAACAAAUAUUUGACAACAAAACGGUCUCACCGUUUGAACAACGCGAAGAGCAACUCUUCCGCAUCCUGUGCAUCACUGUACGGUACAGCGGACUGACGGAAUGGCUGAAGGUCGAGGAAAAGUAUCUUGAAACGGAUGAUAUCAAUUAUCAGCGCAUUUUGGUGAAAAGUUUGGGAUGCACGCGCGAAAUCCGGUUAAUCAAGCGCUACCUGGGUCUACUCAGGCAUCCCAUGUUCAACAUGUACACCAAGGAGAUUCUAACGUCCAUUAGCGAAAACAAGGUGGCCCUGAAGUACACACUAGACUACCUCUACAACGAAUGGACUGAGGUUCGGCGAUACUUGACUCUGUACGACAUCUCAAUUCUGUUGCGUAGCAUCUCCAAUAUAAACGAAUUCAGUAUGUACGAGCAAAUAUUCUUCCGUUACUCGUACACAUUUCAGACGAUGGAUAAGGAGAUCCUCAAACGAAUGCGGGAUAUGAUUAUCAAGCUGUUGCGAUGGAGAGAACAGAUAGCACCAAUUAUCGAGUUUGAACCGUUCCAGUUCGGCAGUGAUGAGAUAAUAGAUGAACUAACGUACAUGUAG
Molecule: messenger RNA, 3408 nt
Organism: Anopheles bellator
Lineage: Eukaryota; Metazoa; Arthropoda; Insecta; Diptera; Culicidae
Product: aminopeptidase N-like
Exons: 6
Coding region: 1-3408 (1135 amino acids)
Biological process (GO): proteolysis; peptide catabolic process
Cellular component (GO): cytoplasm
Molecular function (GO): metalloaminopeptidase activity; peptide binding; zinc ion binding
Source: RefSeq, a predicted model, not a curated record